AUGAUCUCCAUUGCACAAUUUCUCGCCUACAGUAUCUUUAUAUUCUGGACAGUAUUCGCUGAUUCUUCAUGUCCCCCACGAUGGAAACACGAUCCAAAGGGAAAGAUGUGCUAUUAUGUUUCGCGAUUGAAAAUGACCCAUAACGAUGCUCAUUUGUAUUGUCAGAAACUAUCAAACUCUUCGCAUUUAUUGCGGGUACAGUGUGAAUCGGAGAACAACUUUGUAAGCAAUCUAAUGAAGCCAAACACGGCCGCCUGGAUUGACGCAAGGGCACGAUUCGACAUCAUCGACGGUGCUGCAGGACUUUUCUCGCCUGGUUUUGUUCUACGGUGGCCUAACGGCAAAAUCGUACGUUUUACCAAUUGGGCGCACGGAAAUGGUGUCGAACUUAUCGACCGCUCGAGUAAAUGCGUCCACAUACAGUCGACAACCGGAGAAUGGCAAAACGCUGCAUGCGAUGAGCCAGCUACCGUAAUCUGUGAGAAACGGCUCCAUCGUCCUGUGAUACGUUACUGUCCAAAGCAUUGGAUGUAUAUGGACGCUACGCAGUCCUGUUAUCGGGCCAUAACCCGCACCAAUAUGACUAUACUGGACGCGGACAAUCGAUGUUUUCAGCUGGGUUCUGAGAGCAAUCAUGACGCAAUGCUGGCCAGUAUAGGAGAUGAGCUAGAAAACCAGUUCAUUAAAGAUCUGGCGCGUGAAACGAAUCCAAACUUCGACUUUGUGAUGUUGGGGGCGUUCGGUCGUUCCAACAACGGUCAUAAAUGGAAAUGGAUGGACGGAACGCCUUUUACCUAUCAGAACUGGGAUCGGGGAAUGCCAUUUGGUAGACGAGCAUUGGCGGUUUUGGUGAUGAAUCGACGUGGGAAAUGGAUUAAUCACUAUGCAGAUCGGAUACUAUCACAGUAUAAUGCGGUAGCUGUUUGCAAAUUGAAACCCUAG
This is a messenger RNA of Cooperia oncophora, 942 nucleotides long. The record is from the annotation of a GenBank genome assembly. NCBI's taxonomy places the organism in Eukaryota, Metazoa, Nematoda, Chromadorea, Rhabditida, Trichostrongylidae.